Gracilinanus agilis (Agile Gracile Mouse Opossum) is the source of this 1767-nucleotide messenger RNA. It is a transcript of the gene ZBTB37, whose product is annotated as zinc finger and BTB domain containing 37. The coding region runs from base 28 to 1539 and encodes 503 amino acids. Gene Ontology annotation, biological process: regulation of transcription by RNA polymerase II. The record is from RefSeq and is a predicted model, not a curated record. Lineage: Eukaryota; Metazoa; Chordata; Mammalia; Didelphimorphia; Didelphidae. The transcript is spliced from 3 exons. Gene Ontology annotation, molecular function: protein binding; RNA polymerase II cis-regulatory region sequence-specific DNA binding; DNA-binding transcription factor activity, RNA polymerase II-specific.
CUGAAAGCCUGUACCAUCAGGCACACCAUGGAGAAAGGUGGAAACAUUCAGUUGGAGAUCCCUGACUUUAGCAACUCAGUCCUGAGCCACCUCAACCAGCUGCGCAUGCAGGGUCGUCUCUGUGACAUUGUGGUCAAUGUGCAAGGACAGGCUUUUCGGGCUCAUAAAGUGGUGCUGGCUGCCAGCUCUCCCUAUUUCCGAGACCAUAUGUCCUUGAAUGAGAUGAGUACUGUGUCCAUAUCAGUCAUCAAGAAUCCUACUGUUUUUGAGCAGCUCCUUUCAUUUUGUUACACUGGGCGGAUAUGUCUACAACUGGCAGAUAUCAUCAGUUAUCUAACAGCAGCCAGUUUCUUACAGAUGCAGCACAUCAUAGACAAAUGUACACAGAUUCUGGAGGGUAUACAUUUCAAGAUCAAUGUAGCAGAAGUUGAGGCAGAAUUAGGCCAGACAAGGACAAAGCACCAGGAGAGACCCCCAGAAUCUCACAGAGUUACUCCAAAUCUAAACCGCCCCCUCAGCCCACGCCACAACACACCAAAGGGGAGCCGAAGAGGCCAAGUUAGCACGGUGCUGGACAUCAGGGAGCUCAGUCCCCCUGAAGAGUCAACCAGCCCACAGAUAAUCGAGCAGAGCUCUGAUGCUGAGAGCCGGGAGCCCAUCCUUCGAAUUAACCGAGCAGGACAGUGGUAUGUGGAAACUGGGGUAGCUGACCGAGGGGGUCGGAGUGAUGAUGAGGUGAGAGUCCUUGGAGGAGUUCGAAUCAAAACGGAGAAUCUGGAGGAGUGGCUUGGGACUGAGAAUCAGCCCUCUGGAGAAGAUGGGAGUAGUGCUGAGGAGGUUGCCGCCAUGGUGAUCGAUACUACGGGCCAUGGGUCAGGAGGACAAGAGAAUUAUGCCUUGGCCUCUUCAGCACCCAAGGCCACUCGGCCAACCAGCAGUGAAAUGGACAGAUUUAGCCCUUCUGGCAGUGUUGUCACCCUGACUGAGCGACACCGAGCCCGAAGUGAGUCUCCUGGGAGAAUGGAUGAGCCUAAGCAACCCAACUCCCAGGUCGAAGAAUCAGCGAUGAUCGGAGUAAGUGGUUAUGUAGAAUAUCUUCGUGAACAGGAAGUAUCUGAGAGGUGGUUCCGAUAUAAUCCCCGGCUAACCUGCAUCUACUGCGCCAAGUCCUUCAACCAGAAGGGCAGCCUGGAUCGCCACAUGCGCCUACACAUGGGGAUCACUCCAUUUGUCUGCCGAAUGUGUGGCAAGAAGUAUACCCGCAAAGAUCAGCUGGAGUAUCACAUCCGCAAGCACACGGGCAACAAACCCUUCCACUGUCACGUUUGUGGCAAAAGCUUCCCCUUCCAGGCCAUCCUGAACCAGCACUUUCGCAAGAAUCACCCAGGCUGCAUGCCUCUGGAGGGGCCUCAUAGCAUCUCCCCUGAGACAACAGUCACAUCCCGGGGACAGGCUGAGGAAGAAUCACCUCCACAAGAAGAGACAGUUGCCCCUGGGGAGACUGCACAGGGAUCUGUAUCCACCACUGGGCCAGACUGAAAGAUGGCAGGGGAGAGGGGGAGGGUGCCCUGCCCCCUUCUGGGCCAUAAGUAGCCAGCAUCUGAGCCAAGGGCUGGUUCUUGGAUUCACAAAAUGCCACAUCUCCAGAAAGGAAGAAGCUCCCAAGAUGUUGCCAAACUAGAGGAUUAAUAAAGUACACAGAAACACUCAAGGCUCUCCCCCUUCCCUUCCCCCACUUCACACCUCAGAAAAUAAUUAAGCAAAACA